AUGGCGGCUUCCUCGCUGUGGGACGAGCUGGUGGUGGCGGCGUCGACGGGGGGGAGCAGCGGCACCGUGGUGUCCAUCUGCGUGUUCACGGCGGUGCUCUGCCUCUGCCUCGUCGCCGGCCACCUCCUCGAGGAGAACAAAUGGGUCAACGAGUCCAUCACCGCGCUCAUCAUCGGGUGCAUUGUUGGGGCUCUCAUCUUCCUGCUGAGCAAAGGCAGGAACUCGCACAUCCUGAGGUUCGACGAGCAGCUCUUCUUCAUCUACGUUCUUCCGCCAAUAAUCUUCAACGCCGGGUUUCAGGUCAAGAAGAAGCAGUUCUUCCAUAAUUUCCUCACCAUCAUGUCCUUUGGGGUAUUCGGUGUUUUCAUCUCGGUCGCAAUAGUUUCCGCAGGUUUCUACUGGCUCCUCCCAAAAGUUGGUUUUGGCAAACUUGACGCGGUGGAUUAUCUAGCACUAGGAGUCAUAUUUUCUUCGACAGAUACUGUGUGCACGCUGCAGGUCAUAAGCCAAGAUGAAACACCAAGGUUGUACAGCUUGGUCUUCGGAGAAGGAGUUGUCAAUGAUGCAACAUCUGUGGUCCUAUUCAAUGCUAUAAAGAAUAUGGAUAUCACUAAGAUCAAAAGCGGGGCGGUGCUAAAAGUUAUCGGAGAUUUCCUCUAUCUUUUUGCAACUAGUACUAUCCUUGGCGCCACAAUCGGACUGUUCACUGCUUAUGUUCUCAAAGCGCUGUAUUUUGGCAGGCACUCGACUGACCGGGAGGUCGCUUUAAUGGCUCUCAUGGCUUAUUUAUCGUAUAUGUUAGCAGAGUUGUUAAGUCUGAGUGGGAUUUUGACUGUUUUCUUUUGCGGCAUCGUCAUGUCCCACUACGCAUGGCAUAAUGUAACAGAGAGCUCCCGAAUCACGACAAGGCACAUAUUUGCGACACUAUCAUUCAUCGCUGAGACCUUUAUCUUUCUUUAUGUUGGAAUGGAUGCCCUUGACAUGGAUAAAUGGAAGACAACACAGGCAAGCUUCAAGACCUCAGUUGGUAUUUUCGGUGUCAUCAUUUCACUCAUUUUGCUGGGACGGGCCGCGUUUGUUUUCCCUCUUUCGAUCCUUUCAAAUUUUAUGAGUGGGAAUUCUGAAAAAGCACCAAUCACAUUCAAGCACCAGGUCGUGAUUUGGUGGGCCGGGCUCAUGAGAGGCGCCGUUUCAAUUGCGCUAGCAUACAAUCAGUUCACAUUUUCAGGUGUAACACUGGAUCCAGUCCAUGCAACCAUCAUCACCAGUACAAUCGUCGUAGUAUUUUUCACAACCCUGGUGUUUGGCUUCUUGACAAGGCCAUUGAUAAGCGCCAUGCUCCCGCAGCAUCGGCACCGGGAGCCGGCGGGAGGCCGCAGCACGGGAAGCAACUCGCCGAAGGACGAGUUCAUCCUGCCGUUUCUCGGCGACGAAGACGCGUCGGGGAGUGGAAGUGGCUUCGUCCAAGCCAAGAGAAGCAUAUCAAUGAUGUUGGAGAGACCCAUCCACACGGUGCACAUCUACUGGAGGAAGUUCGACGACAGGUUCAUGAGACCAAUCUUCGGUGGACCACGAUCUUACUGA
Messenger RNA from Triticum turgidum subsp. durum (durum wheat), 1584 nucleotides. The record is from the annotation of a GenBank genome assembly. NCBI's taxonomy places the organism in Eukaryota, Viridiplantae, Streptophyta, Magnoliopsida, Poales, Poaceae.